UUCGCACAAUUUGGGAGGCAGAAAGCUCGUAUGAAAAAUUUGUACGCGCGAGUCCUGGGAUCUCUCCCCUGCGAGUCGGCGUCGCGCGUCUGCUGUCUGCUGUUGUUGACGUUUUGCAGCCACUGGCAGAAGCCUCGAACCUCUCAAGCUCUUUUAUGGCUUCCUCGUGAACCAUAUUCCAACCUCAGACUAGGAAUAUGCCGUACGACCAACUCAGUCAUUUUGACGAAAAAAGCGGCACUGUGCGGAGUGCGACACCCUGGGGUUCCUGGUGGCAGACCGUUCAUGAGGUGCACAUUGAGGUUAACUUACCAGCCAACACAAGAUCCAAAAAUAUCCAAGUAAACAUUCAGCCAAAAAGCAUCGAGGUCAAAGUACUGGGGGAAGUUGUGAUUAAAGGAAAUCUUCUUAAAGCUGUUCAUGGUGACGACUCUUUGUGGACCAUAGAAGAUGGCUCUAUUCUAGACAUUGUUCUCAGUAAAUCCGAUACCUUCAAGCAAGAUGAAAUAUGGGAGUCGCUACUGGAAGAAGAAGGGUAUAAGCCGGACCCUUUGACUCUGCAUGAGAUGAGGAAGAAGUUAGAUCUUGAAAGAUUCCAGUUGGAGAACCCUGGCUUUGACUUCAGCCAGGCAAAACUGCAGAAAUGUUACGACUCACCUCCUGUUUAAUAGUUUACAAAAAGCGCUGUCAGAUAUUUUGAAUGUUCCUUUUGUUGAUUUUGACUGUUAUUACCCUUGUUCCACCAAGAUAUGUUCACUCUAAAAAAAAUGCAGUUUCAUUAGUGGAAAUUGUGUCUCAAUAGCAAUAAACUAUGUACUCAGUCUAA
Molecule: messenger RNA, 826 nt
Organism: Thrips palmi
Lineage: Eukaryota; Metazoa; Arthropoda; Insecta; Thysanoptera; Thripidae
Product: nudC domain-containing protein 2-like
Exons: 3
Coding region: 198-668 (156 amino acids)
Biological process (GO): protein folding
Cellular component (GO): cytoplasm
Source: RefSeq, a predicted model, not a curated record